Lepisosteus oculatus (spotted gar) is the source of this 832-nucleotide messenger RNA. Lineage: Eukaryota; Metazoa; Chordata; Actinopteri; Semionotiformes; Lepisosteidae. The record is from RefSeq and is a predicted model, not a curated record.
UUAAUUUUUCCCCGAAAAUGUUGCCUAACCACGAGAAAACGGAGUUUAUUUUAAAUGGUGCAUCGAGUAAGACCUUCAAGACGGCGGAGAUGAGAGAUCCGUCCCAAAUACCAGUCAAGCUUCCCUUCAGCAUUGACUCUAUUCUGAGCAGAGUGGAGGCCGAGAGCGGUCUCGCUGGGGUCCGAGUGGAGCGCAGCCCCCUCUGGACCGGGAGCUGGCCUGCCACCGUGUCAUACCCCUACACCGUGGGAUACGUCCCCGUUCCGGCCGGACUACUGCACAGUAGGUGCGAACACUUCGACGCCCUACACAGACAGAGAACAGGGGGCGCCCCGGAUAAGCUGGCAGCGCUGUGGCGCAGGGGUGCAGCCAGGAUGAAGCGUGUGAGGACUGUGUUCACCCCCGAGCAGCUGGAACGCCUGGAGUUGGAGUUCCUGAGGCACCAGUACAUGGUGGGCACAGAGCGCGUGCACCUUGCCCUGAUGCUGAACCUGUCUGAGACACAGGUGAAGGUCUGGUUUCAGAACAGGAGGAUUAAGUGGAGGAAGCAGAGUCAUGACCAGAAGACAGCCGGAGUGGGCCAGCGUGCUGAGUCUCUGUCAGCCUCCUCCUCAAAAAGGGAAAGUUUGCCAGAGGAGCAGGAUAACACGCAAGGAAAAGGAGAAAUGGGAGAGGAGGAAGACGAAAUAAUUGAAGUGGUGUGACAGGACCGCCUGAAAACUCGAGGAACUAGCAGCUGGGCUGCACCCUGGGGUGGGACUGGGGGACUGAGCUGCCACAGUAGCUGUCACCUGGCAAAACAGGCCCUGAUGCCAGAUCCUUCUGCGCAAAU